This is a messenger RNA of Oenanthe melanoleuca, 5238 nucleotides long. RefSeq names its product DNA topoisomerase II alpha (gene TOP2A). Gene Ontology annotation, biological process: apoptotic chromosome condensation; DNA topological change; sister chromatid segregation. NCBI's taxonomy places the organism in Eukaryota, Metazoa, Chordata, Aves, Passeriformes, Muscicapidae. The transcript has 35 exons. Gene Ontology annotation, cellular component: nucleus. Gene Ontology annotation, molecular function: DNA topoisomerase type II (double strand cut, ATP-hydrolyzing) activity; DNA binding; ATP binding. The record is from RefSeq and is a predicted model, not a curated record. Bases 91 to 4722 code for a protein of 1543 amino acids.
AGGUUUGAAAGGGACGUUGGCGCUGCCCUCGCCGCCUCAGCCGCUAUCUUCGCCUCAGCCUCAGCCCCAGCCUCAGCCGCUGCCAUCGCCAUGGAGCUGUCGCAGUCCCCGUCGCCUCUCCGGCCCGCGGACGAGAACAUCCGCCUGAACAAGGCCGAUGGCCCCAAGAAGCUCUCGGUGGAGCACAUCUACCAGAAGAAGACACAGCUGGAGCACAUCCUGCUCCGGCCAGACACCUACAUCGGUUCCGUGGAGCUCGUCACCCAGCAAAUGUGGGUUUAUGAUGAAGGCGUUGGCCUCAACUGCAGAGAUGUGACCUUUGUGCCUGGCUUGUACAAAAUCUUUGAUGAGAUUCUGGUCAAUGCCGCAGACAACAAGCAGAGGGAUAAAAACAUGUCGUGCAUUAAGGUCACAAUUGAUGUAGAGAAUAACACAAUCAGUGUGUGGAACAACGGGAAAGGUAUCCCAGUUGUUGAACACAAAGUGGAGAAGGUCUAUGUGCCUGCUCUGAUCUUUGGACAGCUGCUGACAUCCAGCAACUACGAUGACAAUGAGAAGAAAGUCACAGGGGGGAGAAAUGGUUAUGGAGCCAAACUGUGCAACAUAUUCAGCACAAAAUUUACUGUGGAAACUGGAUGUCGUGAAUACAAAAAGUUAUUCAAGCAGACUUGGACAGACAAUAUGGGGAAGGCUGGAGAAAUGAAGCUGAAAUACUUUGAUGGAGAUGAUUACACCUGUGUCACUUUCCAACCUGAUCUGUCCAAAUUCAAGAUGACUAUUCUGGAUAAGGACAUUGUAGCACUGAUGUCUCGAAGAGCCUAUGAUAUUGCUGGAUCCACAAAGGAUGUCAAAGUUUUCCUGAAUGGACAGAGGCUACCUGUGAAAGGAUUCCGCAGCUAUGUGGACCUCUAUCUGAAGGAUAAGGUCGAUGAAACUGGGAAUGCACUCAAAGUUAUCCAUGAGGAAGUCAAUUCCCGAUGGGAAGUGUGCUUGACUUUGAGUGAAAAAGGCUUCCAGCAAGUCAGCUUUGUUAACAGCAUUGCCACCACAAAGGGUGGCAGACAUGUCGAUUAUGUGGCUGACCAGCUCGUGACCAAACUCAUUGAUGUUGUGAAAAAGAAGAACAAAAACGGAGUUGGAGUGAAGCCUUUCCAGGUGAAGAACCACAUGUGGAUUUUUGUGAAUGCCUUAAUUGAAAACCCAACCUUUGACUCUCAAACUAAGGAGAACAUGACUCUGCAGUCAAAGAACUUUGGCUCUACCUGUAAACUGAGUGAAAAAUUCAUUAAAGGCGCAAUUGGCUGUGGCAUUGUUGAAAGUAUCCUAAAUUGGGUAAAAUUUAAAGCUCAGAACCAGCUGAAUAAGAAAUGUUCAGCUGUGAAACACUCCAAGAUUAAGGGUGUUCCUAAACUGGAUGAUGCCAACGAUGCUGGCAGCAAGAAUUCUCUAGAUUGUACACUGAUCCUGACUGAGGGAGACUCAGCCAAAACUCUGGCUGUCUCUGGUCUGGGAGUGGUUGGUAGAGACAAAUAUGGAGUAUUUCCUCUUCGUGGGAAAAUCCUCAAUGUCAGGGAAGCUUCUCAUAAGCAGAUUAUGGAAAAUGCUGAAAUCAACAACAUCAUCAAGAUUGUGGGUUUGCAAUAUAAAAAGGACUAUGAAGAUCAAGAAUCUUUAAAAACUCUUCGCUAUGGAAAGAUUAUGAUCAUGACAGAUCAGGAUCAGGAUGGAUCACACAUCAAAGGUUUGCUGAUUAACUUCAUCCAUCACAAUUGGCCAUCUCUUCUAAGACACAAUUUUUUGGAGGAAUUCAUUACACCCAUCAUAAAGGCUACUAAAAACAAAGAAGAAAUUGCAUUCUACAGCAUUCCUGAGUUUGAAGAAUGGAAAACCAGUACACAGAACUACAACUCAUGGAAAAUCAAGUACUACAAAGGUUUGGGUACCAGCACAUCAAAGGAGGCCAAAGAAUACUUUGCAGAUAUGGCAAGACACCGAAUUGGCUUCAAAUAUUCUGGGCCUGAAGAUGAUGCUGCGAUCACCCUGGCCUUUAGCAAGAAGAAGAUAGAAGAGCGAAAGGAGUGGCUGACUAAUUUCAUGGAGGAUAGAAGACAACGGAAGCUGCACGGUCUGCCAGAGGAUUAUCUGUACGGGAAGAACACUGAUUACUUGACGUACAAUGACUUCAUCAACAAGGAGUUAGUGCUGUUCUCAAACUCAGAUAAUGAGAGAUCAAUCCCAUCACUGGUUGAUGGUUUGAAGCCAGGUCAGAGGAAAGUUUUGUUCACCUGUUUCAAACGAAACGAUAAGCGGGAGGUGAAGGUUGCUCAGCUGGCUGGUUCUGUCGCUGAGAUGUCCUCAUACCAUCAUGGUGAGGCUGCACUGAUGAUGACCAUCAUUAACUUGGCUCAGAACUUUGUGGGCAGCAACAACCUCAACUUGCUCCAGCCCAUUGGUCAGUUUGGCACAAGGCUGCAUGGAGGCAAAGACUCUGCCAGCCCUCGAUACAUCUUCACCAUGCUCAGUCCCCUGGCACGUUUGGUGUUCCCACCAAUGGAUGACAACAUCCUGAAGUUCCUCUAUGAUGACAACCAGCGUGUGGAGCCAGAGUGGUACAUGCCCAUCAUUCCAAUGGUGCUGGUCAAUGGGGCUGAAGGGAUUGGUACUGGCUGGGCCUGUAAGAUCCCCAACUUUGAUAUCAGGGAAGUUGUGAACAAUAUCCGUCGGCUGAUGGAUGGAGAAGAGCCACUGCCAAUGCUUCCCAGUUACAAGAAUUUUAAAGGCACCAUAGAUGAGCUGGGGCCUAAUCAGUAUGUGAUAAGUGGUGAAGUGUCCAUCCUUGAUUCUACAACCAUUGAGAUCACUGAGCUGCCUGUCAGAACAUGGACACAGACAUACAAAGAGCAGGUUCUGGAGCCGAUGUUGAAUGGGACUGAGAAGACCCCCCCUCUAAUCACAGACUACAAAGAAUAUCACACAGACACCACGGUGAGGUUCGUGGUGAAGAUGGCUGAAGAUAAACUGGCUGAGGCUGAAGCUGUGGGGCUGCAUAAGGUCUUCAAACUCCAAACAAGUUUAACAUGCAACUCCAUGGUUCUUUUUGACCACGUGGGCUUUCUCAAGAAAUAUGACUCUCCCCAGGAUAUUCUUAAGGAGUUCUUUGAACUCCGACUCCGAUAUUACAAUUUGAGGAAGGAAUGGCUUAUUGGGAUGCUGGGUGCUGAGUCUGCAAAGCUGAGCAACCAGGCUCGCUUCAUCCUGGAGAAAAUAGAUGGCAAAAUUGUGAUUGAAAACAAACCAAAGAAAGAGCUGAUUCAAGUUCUUAUCCAGAGAGGGUAUGAGUCUGAUCCGGUGAAGGCUUGGAAGGAGGCUCAAAACAAGGAUGAAGAGGAGGAGGAGGAGGAACAAGACAAUGACAAAGAACCAGCUGCAGCCUCUGGCCCAGACUUCAACUACCUGCUGAACAUGCCCCUGUGGUAUCUGACCAAGGAGAAGAAAGAUGAGCUCUGCAAGCAGAGGGAUAACAAAGAAAAGGAGCUGGAAAACCUUAAGUGCAAGAGUGCCUCUGACCUGUGGAAGGAAGACCUUGCUGCCUUCAUUGAAGAACUCGAUGUAGUGGAGGCCAAGCAAGCACAGGAUGAGAGUGCAGGGAUUGUUGGCAAACCUUUGAAGGUGAAAGGAGGAAAAGCAAAGGUGAAGAAAACCCAGCUGGCAGAAGUAAUGCCAUCCCCUCACGGCAUCAGGGUUGUUCCUCGGAUCACUCCUGAGAUGAAGGCAGAGGCAGAGAAGAAAACUAAAAAGAAAGUAAAGAGUGAAAAAACUGAAUUUGAUGAGAAUCAGGAUGAAAACACAUCUGGAGAGAAGGAAUCUGCAGGCCUGAAGCAGAGAUUAGUGAAGAAGGUGAAGACUGAGCAAGGAGCUAAGAGACAGGCCACUCUGCCCUUCAAGCCAUUGAAGAAAACCAAGAAACGAAACCCUUGGUCUGACUCAGGCUCUGAUUCAGAAGAGUCUGAUUUUGAACCACUUCCUCAAAGAGAGAGAGUGGUUCGCCAGGCAGCAGCCAAAGUCAAGCCCAUGGUCAUUUUGGACUCAAAUCCCUCCAGCUCAGAUGAGGAGUCUGAAUUCCAGGGUGACAGUGAAGGCAACUCUGAAUCUGACACAAACUCUAAGAAAAAGGCUCCUCCCAAGCCCAAACCUGCUCCCAAGGAAACCACUGAAAAAGCAGCAAAAGCUCCCAAGCAAAAGGCAGUGCCAAGUGCUGUCCCUGCCCAAGAUGUCCCUGAGGACAAGGUGAGCCAGGAUCCCCCAGCUCCAUCCGUCCCGGUGCCGAGCACCAAGGCCGUGCCCAAAAAACCUGCUGCAGCCAAGAAGGCUGGAGCCACCAAGGACAACCAGCCCUCCAUCGUGGAUAUCCUGGCCAAGAAAAAGGCUGCGCCCAGAGCCAAGCCAGCGGCCAAGGAGGGACCCCAGAGCGCCGAGGGUGACAACGCCAAGGGGAGGAAGGUUAUGAAGAGGCAGCCAAGUUGUUUGGAUUCGGAUUCUGAUUCGGAUUUUGGCUCCAAGCCUUCCAAAUCUGUUGCAUCAAAGAAAUCCAAGCUACAGGACAACACCUUCACCGCUGACUCUGGUGACAAAAGCCCUGUACCUCAGCCCCGUGCCAGGCCUGGCCGCCUCAAGAAACCUGUCCAGUACCUGGAGGAGUCCUCUGAGGACGAUAUAUUUUAAGUUUUUAGGAAAAUUUUAAACUCCACAGUGAGCCUUCAGCAGCACUCCAGAGAUCCCACCAAAGACCCACCUCAGCCUAGGAAAUCUUCAGCAAACCUGAGCUGCUCCUAAAAUGUUCGUGAUAGGUGAACACAGCUUGUUUUUUCUUGGGUUUAAAUAAGCUAGAUUUGUUUAAAUAGGAAUAUCCCCUUUUUGGGGAACACUGGAGCCACGUGCCCAGCAAGUGCUGCCACACUUCCCUCUUCCCCAUUAUUUGACACUUUGUGGUCCUUUUAGUGUUGAAGUUGACUUUAGAACAUGCCAAACCCUUUAAAAUUUAUACAUCCCUCUUGAAAUAUCUUAUAAUACUAAAAUACAUUAAUUUUUAAUUCCACCACCCAACACAGGUGAGCUGGAGUCACUUUUCCAGCACUAUUCCUUCUCUUUGUAAAUAUUUUCUGUGUUUUUUCUUGUUGUCCUGUGUUUGUUUGUUGAAGUAUUUUGUCUAAUAAAAAUGUUUUUUCAUAUUUUCUUUUA